GCUCCUAGCGGGUACGGCGCCCUAGUUUCCCUCAGAUCUCGGCCAUGCCUCGGGCAUUCCCAUGUAUAGGUGCCUAAUCCCUUUUCUCCCUGAGCGAUUGGGCCAUUGGCAUUCGGGUUGGUUGCACUGAAGGCUAAAACUCCGUUCGAAUUGGUACAUGGUGGCUCUGAGGAGUAGGCUAUGUAACUGCGGCUCAUUAGAGCGCCUUUGGCGGACAGGUACGAUUCCUUACUAUUUAAACGAUUGGUCCCAGCAAUGAUCUUGCUUUUAUACCCCGAUCUCUUCGUCCUUUAGCGCCCUUUAGCAUAUAUGCCUGCUCUUAAGUCAACCAAGGGUCAUGGAUCCCGGGACUGCACUCGGAGUGGUAUCUUUAGCAUUCCAAGUCUUCGCUGGCUGCAUAAAAGGGUGCCAACUGCUGUUAGAUGCCAGAGAUCUACCGCAAAAUUACGGGUAUAUGAGGCAUCGGCUUCAUCUGGAACAGCUGAAACUGCUAGACUGGUGGAAUGCAUCCGACUUCGCAGCAGAAACUAUUUCCGAGGAUGACCCUUUGGAUGAGAGGACGCAAGCCCUACUGGACUCUUUGGUUGAGAUCAGGACUCUAACCCUUGAAUUUGGCCGGAUUAAAGGACGGUAUGAUCUUAUGUUGAAGAUAGUCGACGGUCGUCAAAGGAGCAGUACCCCAUCCAUCACGGGUUUGCUUACGCCCGAAUUUUUAGGCACGCGCGAGAUUCUGCGACAAAAAGCCCUCCGAUAUGCCGAUAUAGUUCUAAAAUGUCCGACGAUGCUUCGUUGGGCCAUGUUCGAUGCGACGAAAUUCGAACAACUCCUCGCUAAGUUAACUGAAUUAAACAACUCAAUGCACUUCAGCCUCGAAUUUAAGCAACGGUGUCGGUACCUUCAAUUCCAAGAAACCACCCAACUGCAAUUUCUACAUUUAUUCACCAAAUUAGAUCAAGUUGUUGAACUUCUUCGGUCGCUCCGUUUGCCUCCACAAAAUUCUCUGGACGGAUCUCAGGCAGACUCGGACGACGGUGUACUCAAGACGUUAGGGCAGCUAGCCCGUUUUAAGGCUCUCUACAUAAGUGUCGACGAUGACAAUUUACCAUCUGAGGAGAACAUUACUGCCCGAAUCGGGCUCCAAAUUUCGUCCCCCGGAAGCCUUAAAUUGUCGCUGUCGCACCUGAAGUUUCGAGAGGACCAAGAAGAACAGAAAGCUCAGCGAGUCGCUGGGACAUAUGACAACGCUCUUGUAUGGGUUGAAUGGAAAGACUAUGGUGAAUGGAAUACGACCUUGGCGUAUAGUUAUGUUGAAGAUCGGGUCGCGCGCCUUGCAGCGUUAUUCCUGGACAACCCAGAUAAGCCCAGGGGACUUCGACUCCCUACAGCUCAUGGCUAUGUCCACGACCCUGUUUCCACUCGCUUUGGGCUUGUUUUUGAGUUGCCCGCCAUAGGGAGCAUAUCGGUUCCGCAGUCAUUAUAUACCAGAUUACAAACUACAAUGAAGCCUUCCUUAACUACCAGAUUGGACAUGGCGCGGAAGCUCACCGCAAGCCUAGAGCAUCUUCAUGCAACAAAAUGGCUCCAUAAGGGUCUGCGAAGUGACAAUAUCCUGUUCUUGACAUCUUCAUCAAGCUCAGAUUGGAUGUUGUUCUGUCUAGCCGGGUUCGAUUACUCUCGUCCAGCAAAUCCAGGUGCACUCACGGAGCUCCCCAGCGAUCGGAGGGAACAUGAUCUGUACCGUCACCCGAAUGUACAAUUCGAUGUUCCUCGAGAGGGUGAGUAUGGGUAUAGGGAGGAGCAUGAUGUUUAUAGUCUUGGGGUGGUCCUGAUGGAAAUUGGCCUCUGGCAGCCGAUCCACCAAUUUCUCGGGAUAUCCCUAAAUCGACUUAUACCGCGCCCAAAAGUCAGGGAGGUUCGAAAACAACUAUUAAAAGUUGGUUCUCUAGCGACCCUUGAGGCAGAGACCGGAUGUAGAUACUCAGAAGCUGUCAGGAUAUGUCUUGAAGGCAAUCCAUGGGCGAACUUUACAGCACUACAGGAGGAUCGUGAGCCGGUAAGGACCUCAAGAAGUAGAAUAAAUAGAGCCCAAGAAAUAUUGCAAAGUAUUCAGAUGUAGGAGGAAGUGGUUGUAACUACAUUAUAUAGUUAUACUUAAUAACU
Messenger RNA from Hypoxylon trugodes, 2160 nucleotides. Its product is annotated as prion-inhibition and propagation-domain-containing protein. Gene Ontology annotation, biological process: protein phosphorylation. Lineage: Eukaryota; Fungi; Ascomycota; Sordariomycetes; Xylariales; Hypoxylaceae. The coding region runs from base 338 to 2116 and encodes 592 amino acids. Gene Ontology annotation, molecular function: ATP binding; protein kinase activity. The record is from RefSeq and is a predicted model, not a curated record. The transcript has 2 exons.